GAAAGUUGAGUAAAACCCUAAAAACCCCAAGAAAAUUGUAAAGUGUCAAAUUCACCAUUUCUUCUUUCCUUGUGUUCUUCCGAUAAACCUCCCAUCAGAUCAGAAAACGAUGAUCCAAACCAGAUUCUUUCCCAAAUGGCUUCUUCCAAGAAACCCAUCAAAACCCACUUCUUCAUUUUCAUCAAAAUCCCAUUUCAACCAACCCAUUAUUUCUCCUUCUUCUCCUUCUCCGAUCGUCAACCCAAUUCUCCUUCAACCACGUGUGGUGGUUUACGACGGAGUCUGCCAUCUCUGCCAUCAAGGAGUGAAAUGGGUUUUCAAAUUAGACAAACACAGAAAGAUCAAGUUUUGUUGCCUUCAAUCCGAGACAGCCGAGCCUUAUUUAAGCCUAUGUGGACUCAAUCGAGACGAUGUUCUUCGUCGAUUUCUCUUCGUUGAAGGUCCUGGUGUGUUUCAUCAAGGCUCUAAUGCUGCUCUUAGAGUGGUUUCUUACUUGCCUUUUCCUUACUCUGCUUUGAGUGGUUUUAGGGUUUUUCCGACUACAAUUAGGGAUUCUGUGUAUGAUUAUGUUGCGAAACGAAGGUAUGAAUGGUUUGGGAAGGAGAAUGAUUGUUUGGUUUUGGGAGAAAAGGAAAUGCUCGAACGAUUUAUUGAUAGAGAUGAAAUUUUGGGGAAAAGAAAAACUUGAAUUUCAAAUGUUGAAUGAAUCUUUUGAGAUCAAGCUUAAUGGGUUGGUUUGUUGGGAUUAGACAACUAUGAUUGGAAUGUUGAUGAACAUCUCAUCAGUUUCUUUGGAAAACUUACAGUGGUUAGUAUCUGUAAUCAGAACAAUCUCAUUUUCCUAUGUUCCUUGGCUAGAAGUAUUUGGUAGUUGUUGAAUUAAUGGAUUCUUCAACUCAGAGAGUAUGCUAUCAUUUGUUGUAUGUUAUGCUUAGAAAUCAGGCUUUCCAUGAUGAGAAGAGAAGGUAAUCAGAUCAUCUGCAGCCUUGGCCAUCAAGAUUCAAAGCUCUAUCAUUGACACUGAGUUCAGUGGUGUUACCAACACGCAGCGAUUGGAUCGUCGUUUGAUGCACUUGCUCACUCUCCAUUCCAGUUCCAUUGUGUUAGUUCAGCUCAUCCUAGUCACAUGUCACAUGUCUCUAGCCUAUUGGUCUCUAACCCUUUCACUCGAAUUGCCAACAUGUCAAGACUUUGUUAGUUAUGUUAGUUAAAUUUCUGUUAUGUAUGUGUUGCCUAGUUGUCAUGUCUUGUCGGUUGGUUAGAGCUACAUUGUGAGUAGAGAGAGAUUUCUCUGAGUGUUCGAGAGGCCAUUGUCAAGGCUUGCUCACCCUGCAGAUUCAGGGAGUUCAGAACAAAGGGAUUAGGCUCUCAAUGAAACUUGGGGAAGUUCAAAUCUCUUUAACUCAUUGUGUUUAUUUCGGGUUGGUACUUGAGAUUGGAGUUAGGAUUGUGAUCCUAACACUUUGGUUGUUCCUCUGCCCUUGAAGCUGAGUCUCGGGCCUUUCAUACUAAUUGCCAGGUGCUUCAUUCAUCGGGCUGUGUUAUGUGUUAUGUACAACCAUUCUUAACUGGACUCAUUCUUUGGGAAAGUGUAUCUACCAUGAUUCUCCAUCCUCAACAUUGUGAUGUUUUCGUUAAGGAAAAGAAACAAUCUUAAUGGGUUGGAGAGGAGAUUAUAUGUGACUUGAGUUUUAUAAGAUGGAGAUUCUUGUGUUGUUGUUCUUGAUGGAUAACAAUGCUUGAUAGAUUCUAUAAAUAUAUCUAUUCUAUAUAAAGUGUGCCUAUAUAACCGAAUUCUUGGUUUAUGAGAAAUUCAUGGGUGACAUCUUAUUUAUAUUAAAAAUAAAAUAGUUUAUUAUUAAAAAUAGAAUGGUUUAUGAGAAAUUCAUGGGUCACUUUUUAUUUAUAUAUAAUAAAAUAAAAAUAAAAUAAAUCUCAUUAAAUUCAAAAAAAAAAAAAA
Cannabis sativa is the source of this 1960-nucleotide messenger RNA. RefSeq lists its product as uncharacterized. Gene Ontology annotation, molecular function: protein-disulfide reductase activity. Lineage: Eukaryota; Viridiplantae; Streptophyta; Magnoliopsida; Rosales; Cannabaceae. The transcript is spliced from 2 exons. The coding region runs from base 110 to 688 and encodes 192 amino acids. The record is from RefSeq and is a predicted model, not a curated record.